AUGGCUGCCAAGUGGCUCAAUAGUGUAGAUGUCGAUUUUGUGGUUCAAUUCCCGAGAUUGAGUAUGCGUGCGGUACAUGGGUUCGUGCGUAGUUUGAAGGUUGAGCCACAGGAUCUCCUAGGCCUAGUUGCUAUACUAGAUACGAGAAAUCAGGUCGCUAGAAUUACGUUUACGACAGAGGCAUACACCUCAAGUUUUUUGUCCCAACACAGUGGUAUCGUCAGGACGGAAUUGGAAGGGAAAGAAGUUGAUGUAGUCAUCAGGGACAGUAAUAUUCAGGAGAAAUUUGUCAGAAUUGCAGGGAUUCCACAGAAUCUAGACUUGGGAGUAGUAAAGACACGUCUGAAGGAAUUUGGAACCAUAAUUGAUGCUUGUUGGGAACGCUAUCGGGUGGCAGAGGAUGACGUUUUAUACCCUUUUCUUGCCACUUGGAUGAUAGUACGAAUGACGUUGACUAAGAAUAUUCCCUCAUACAUUACUAUUGGCAGCUAUCGUGCCAUGGGAAAGUAUGAGGGACAAAAACCUACUUGCAGACUGUGUGACGACGAAACCCAUUUUAGCUACAACUGCCCAACUUUGAGACGUAAUAAGGAACCUACCAAUGUCCAAAAGCCCAGUGAUAAAAUGACAAAAAAGACAGAGACAGUCCUGGAAAAACCCGUCCCUCUACCCUUAGAUGUAGACCCCAUGGUUUCUAAGGCCUUUCUUGAGUGUGGAUUACAAAGUUCACUCUCAGGGGGGACUCCCAACUUAGAAAUUUCUCCCACCGAACAACCCGUUAAAUCCACAGACGACAUACUACGAUAGACUCCACCAGCCUAAAUGAUAAUCGCUGAAACGCAACCUGAUGACUCAGAACCAAUGACAAUUUCCAUGGAACCAGUGGAACCCAAUUUGGGGGAAGUUGAGCCCAUGGAAACUGACAAAACAAGUGACCACCUGAAAGUUCCCACUGUACCACAAAACAAACGUUUCAAACCAACA
This is a messenger RNA of Daphnia magna, 984 nucleotides long. RefSeq lists its product as uncharacterized. NCBI's taxonomy places the organism in Eukaryota, Metazoa, Arthropoda, Branchiopoda, Diplostraca, Daphniidae. Bases 1 to 807 code for a protein of 268 amino acids. The record is from RefSeq and is a predicted model, not a curated record. The transcript has a single exon.